AUGAGCAAAGGUCACCUUCCUGAGUUGAAAAAAUUUAUGGGCAAAAAGUUAUCAUUGAAAUUAAAUGGUGGCAGACAUUUCCAAGGAGUACCAGGGGGAUUUGAUCCCUUUAUGAAUCUUGUGAUAGAUAAAUGUGUGGAGAUGGCAACUAGUGGGCAACAGAACAGUAGUGGAAUGGUGGUAAUACAAGGAAAUAGUAUUAUCAUGUUAGAAGUCUUGGAACAAGUAUAA
This is a messenger RNA of Talpa occidentalis (Iberian mole), 231 nucleotides long. Its product is annotated as small nuclear ribonucleoprotein G-like. NCBI's taxonomy places the organism in Eukaryota, Metazoa, Chordata, Mammalia, Eulipotyphla, Talpidae. Gene Ontology annotation, molecular function: RNA binding. The record is from RefSeq and is a predicted model, not a curated record. The coding region runs from base 1 to 231 and encodes 76 amino acids. The transcript has a single exon. Gene Ontology annotation, cellular component: U1 snRNP; U2 snRNP; spliceosomal tri-snRNP complex. Gene Ontology annotation, biological process: spliceosomal snRNP assembly; mRNA splicing, via spliceosome.